Messenger RNA from Chara braunii, 2069 nucleotides. The record is from the annotation of a GenBank genome assembly. NCBI's taxonomy places the organism in Eukaryota, Viridiplantae, Streptophyta, Charophyceae, Charales, Characeae.
CGCGUCUCGUUCCUAGCACCUUUUAGCACGCUAUGAAUCGGAUAUUCCAUGACUACCUUGAUAAGUUUGUGAUCGUGUACCUCGAUGACAUACUUAUUUUUAGUAAGACUGUCGAGGAGCAUGUUGCGCACUUGGACAAAGUCCUCAGUCUCCUGCGACAGCACAAGUUCAAGAUCAACGGUGAGAAGUGCGAGUUUGGCCGCACCCGUGUCUUGUACUUGGGUCAUGAGAUCUCCGCGGAAGGGUUGAAGCCCGAUGACGCAAAUGUGGCCAGCAUUCGUGAUUGGCCACGUCCUCAGUCUGUGACUGAGAUGAGAUCUUUCUCAGGAAUGACAGGCUACUAUAGGACUUUCGUUAAGAACUAUAGCAUAGUGGCCGCUCCUUUGACUGAUUUGACCCGCCUUGACACCCCAUGGGAAUGGACAGACGAGUGCGAGGCUGCUUUCAGACAUCUGAAGCAUGCGUUGACGCACUACGAGGUCUUGAAACUUCCCGACCCUGAUAAGCCGUUUAUAGUCAGCACAGAUGCCAGUCAAUAUGGUAUUGGCGCCGUGCUUGCACAACAGGAGGGGCCAAAGUUGAGGCCUGUAGAGUACAUGUCCAAGAAAAUGCUGUCUCAGAAGUUGGCUAAGUCCACCUAUGAGAAGGAACUCUAUGCGGUUUACAAGGCUCUGACCCAUUCGAGGCACUAUCUCCUUGGGAGACUUGGGGCGAAGGACAGGAAGACUUCAACCGAGUUUGAGUUGGUCAAUGGCUUGUUGUUCCUUGAGAAGGCAGGGAAUAAACGUUUGUGUGUCCCUAAUAGGGAGUCUUUGCGUAGUUUGUUUUUAGGUGAGUGCCAUGAUGCCACCGGCCAUUUUGGGUAUAAGAAGACCGCAGCCAAUCUGCUGCAGCGGUUCUGGUGGCCCACGAUCAUGCGAGACGCCCAGCUGUACGUGGAGACUUGUCAGGUAUGUCAAAGAGACAAGCCACGUACUCAGGUUCCUCUUGGGCUUCUGAAGCCCCUUCCGAUUCCGGAACGGCCUGGUGAGAGUCUAUCCAUGGAUUUUAUGGAUACUUUGGUCACCAGCAAGAGUGGGAUGCGACACAUCUUCGUCAUCGUGGAUAGAUUUAGUAAGUAUGCUAGACUAGUAGCAAUGUCGGAGACUGCGAAAACCGAGUAUGUAAUCAGGUUGUUUAAAGAAAAUUUGGUCAAGGAUUUCGGCUUACCCAAAUCAAUAGUGAGCGACAGGGAUGUCCGAUUCACUAGUGAGUUGUGGAAGGCCGCAGCUGCGGAGCAGGGUACUCAGCUGCAAAUGACUUAUGAGAAUCACCCAGAGGCCAACGGCCAGGCAGAACAAAUGAACCGCGCUGUACAACACCUGUUGACGCAUUAUAUCAAGCCCAACCAGGUGGACUGGGACGAGAAGCUUGCUCUCAUCGCCAGUCUGUACAAUAAUGCUGUACACAGCGCUACUAGGGUGAGCCCAAACAGUUUGCUUUUGACUUUCAAGCCUAGACUACCAUUAGAUUUUCUCCUUCCUGAGAAUCAGUCAACUGUUGCACCAGGUACCUUAGAAUUUGCGUAUCGGUAUGAACAAAAGAUGCAGCAGGCAGUAGAACAGAUGCAGAAGGCACAAGCGGCAAUAUUAGAGUCUGAGAAUAGACACCGCCGCCCUUCUACGUUUCAGGUUGGGGAUAGAGUCUGGGUUAAAUCUUCAGAACUAGGACAAGAGUACUAUAUCUCCUGUGAACUUAUGCCCCAAUACUUUGGGCCUUGGGAAGUUCUAGACAUUGUUGGGACUGAUCCGGAUGGCCCAUCUAAUGUUGUCCGGAUCCUUGGUCAUCUCCGCACUUACCCUGUCUUUCAUGCCUCCAAGCUUGCACCUUUCAAGGAAACAGAUCAUUUUCCAUCUCGUCGUUCAAUGCUGCCCCCAACCAUGGACGGAGAGGUCGACAUCGAUGAUAUUGUUGAUCACCGGGAGCUGUCGGUUCCAAGAACAGAAGGUAGGGGACGUCCUCCGAAACCGAAUAUUCGUGUUGCAUCAGCAACAACUGGUUAAGUGCUUCGCGAAGUUGCUGCCCACUGC